Messenger RNA from Telopea speciosissima, 2733 nucleotides. RefSeq names its product wall-associated receptor kinase-like 20. The record is from RefSeq and is a predicted model, not a curated record. Gene Ontology annotation, biological process: protein phosphorylation. Gene Ontology annotation, molecular function: protein kinase activity; ATP binding; polysaccharide binding. The transcript has a single exon. Bases 315 to 2330 code for a protein of 671 amino acids. Lineage: Eukaryota; Viridiplantae; Streptophyta; Magnoliopsida; Proteales; Proteaceae.
AGUAAAUCAUUGUAGAAGAGCUAUAUGAAGUUAAAUUUAUGGAUUCUUUUUUCUUUCUUUCUGGAGGUUCAUGUGGAUUUUAGUUUAGACAUAGGUGUGUUGGUGUUACUUUCUUAUUGAUUGCUCUUUGGUCAUCUCUUUUAACAAAUAUUUGUUCAUGACAUAGUAACCAGAAGACCUCUGUGCACCCCUGGUUGAGAAAGUGCUUACAUAAAUGGAAGGGAGUCCAUUUACAUAAAAGAGGGAAUCCAACAGCCCUAUAAACGUCAAAAGUUUCAAUUUUGAAGAUUCUUGAAGUUCCUUUCCAAAUUUUAAUGAGACCCACUUUAUUCUCUUUCCACAAGUAUUUAUUUGCCCUCUGUUUUUCUCCUUGUACCAUAAUCUGUCCACUCUUCCCUCAUAGGCUCUUGAUGAUGAAAGGUAGACCAAACUCAAUAUCUCUUCUGUGUGUUUGUCUUUCUUUGCUUCUUUUCCUUUCUCGUUUCUCUUUUUCCCAAAGGACUUGCCCAAAUUGUGGCUCCAUGGAAGUCCCAUAUCCUCUAAGCACCAACCCCAGCUGUGGCAACCCUGAUUACAGGCUUCGUUGUGACGGAGCGACUCACAAGCUUUACUUUGACACCCUGAAUGGAAGUUCUUAUCUUGUACUCAGCAUCCAAGCCACUCUGCAUCAUAUGGUGGUGCAACCGUCACCUUGGGUGUCUGGAACAUGCAUCACAGAGGACAUGGUGAUGAGUCAGGGCCUCCGGCUGAACCAGACACUCCCUUUCAAUGUUACAUCAUCCAACACAAUUUUCUUGUUCAACUGUUCUCCUCGCCUCUUGCUUUCCCCUCUCAAUUGCACAUCCUCCAGUCUUUGCCAUCACUACCUAGAGAAUUCGGGAGGUAUCGACCCAAGGCGUGCUCUCCAAUGCACAAGCGGGCUUGAACCAUGCUGCACAUUUGUUGCAGGUGGAAUGCCUUCAGCUUACAAGAUACGGCUUCAUAGGUCAGGUUGUCAAGCAUUUAGAAGUAUUCUUAAUCUGGACCCAUCAAAACCUGCAAAUCAAUGGGUCGAAGGAUUGGAGAUUCAAUGGGUUCCCCCACUCGAGCCUGUUUGUCGAACGCAACUCGAUUGCUCCAAAGGAUCCACAUGUUCAAGCACUGCCAAAACUGGCAUCUUCCGUUGUCUUUGCAAUAGAGGAUACCACUGGGACCAUACUCGUGGAACUUGUUCGAGAAAGGCCGAACGAUCCAUACUCAGCCUCAGUCUAAAGGUUGCAGUUGGGGUAUUUUUCUUUCUGGCACUUGCAACUGCAAUGAUUAUCAUCAUGGUAAGCAAAUCAGGCAGGUUAUCCAAACGAUCGAAGCUCGAGAAGGAGAUGGAGGACAUACUGAAAGCAAGCAAUGGGGGGAAGCCAACAAGGUUGUUCAGUCUGAAGGAGCUGAAGAAGGCAACUGCUGGGUUUUCUAAGGACAGGCUUUUAGGGAGUGGAGGCUUUGGAGAGGUCUACAAAGGGGAGCUUCAAGAUGGUACCAGUGUGGCCAUUAAAGCUGCCAAGGUGGGCAAUAUCAAGAGCACCCAACAAGUGCUUAAUGAAGUUGGGAUACUAUCUCAAGUCAACCACAAGAACCUUGUCAGACUCUUGGGGGUUUGUGUGGAAGCAGAGCAACCUCUGAUGAUCUAUGACUACGUAUCAAACGGCACCCUUCAUGGUCAUCUGCAAGGUAAGGAUGGCACAUUUUUGGAUUGGAAAAGAAGAUUACAGAUAGCACUACAAACAGCAGAGGCCUUGACUUAUCUUCACUCCUCAGCAUACACUCCCAUCUACCAUAGGGAUAUCAAGUCAACCAACAUUCUAUUGGAUGGAGAAUUUAAUGCAAAGGUGGCUGAUUUUGGUCUCUCUAGAUUGGCUAAGCCAGGAUUAAGCCAUGUUUCUACUUGUGCUCAGGGCACAUUAGGGUACCUAGACCCCGAAUACUAUCGAAACUACCGACUCACAGAGAAGAGUGAUGUCUAUAGUUAUGGUGUGGUUUUGCUUGAACUACUGACUUCCCAGAAUGCAAUUGACUUCUCAAGAGAUCAGGAUGAUGUUAAUCUUGCCAUAUACGUGACUGACCGCGCCAACCAUGGUGCAGUAAUGGAAAUCGUUGACCGUAGGUUUCUAGGCGAUGAACCAUCAGCUGAGAUGAUGAUGAGCAUCAAACUCUUUUCGGAUCUUGCACUUGCUUGUCUAAGGGAGAAGAAGGUAGAAAGGCCCAAUAUGAAGGAUGUAGUUCAAGAACUUCAGUGUAUUAUAGGAAUGCUUGAUCAGAAAGAGGUUUCUACUGAUGUAGGUCUUGGGGUCAUUUAAGACUAAUGUCAUAGCUUUUGUUAAAAGACUUGUAAGUACUAUUGCUGGGGUUAUUAUUAGUAAGAAGGCUUUUGAAUAUUCAUGUUUGUAACUUUUUGGGUAUGGUGGUGUCUGAAUGAUGUGAAUGACGACCCCAGAUUUUCAGUGUAGAGUAGUACAUAUUGGCUUAAAUUGAAACUAAAGGUUGGGAUCAGAUACUCUCUCUUUGUGUAGAAAGUAAGGAAUGACCCAAAAGCAAGGAUGGGGAGCUGAUUGAGACCUCUAAGAAGAUAUCAUGGAUGGGCUCCCUUAAUGGGAAGAAAGAAGAAUAAGGAAAGCAAAGUAGCUUUAUAUGUGGGUUUUGGCUUAUUUCUUGAGAACUAAAUUAUUGUAUUUGAGUGGUUUUUUUAGUAUUCCUUUUGCU